Messenger RNA from Magnolia sinica, 884 nucleotides. RefSeq names its product large ribosomal subunit protein bL19c-like. Gene Ontology annotation, molecular function: structural constituent of ribosome. The record is from RefSeq and is a predicted model, not a curated record. Gene Ontology annotation, cellular component: ribosome. NCBI's taxonomy places the organism in Eukaryota, Viridiplantae, Streptophyta, Magnoliopsida, Magnoliales, Magnoliaceae. The coding region runs from base 100 to 534 and encodes 144 amino acids. The transcript has a single exon. Gene Ontology annotation, biological process: translation.
UGGCAGACUUUGGUAUCAUUGUUCUACAAAAGCCAUGGACAGGAGCUAUUUCGACCCAAUAUAUUUGGGUCUACUGCCCCCAUCAAGUUCUUAACAACCAUGGGUGAUGCCGCAGAACCUGUUACACAGGACUCUUCUUCAGUUAGCCUUAAGACAGUUCGGCCCAUCAAAUUCAAAAGGCCUGAUAAAACAACCAGGCACAUAAUGCAGAUUUUGGAUACGGAAGCAGUGGAGGCAGUAAAGGAAAAUAGAGAGAUCCUUGACAUAAAGUCCUGUUAUACUGUCCAGCUUAAAGUGGAAGUGCCCGAGAACAAGUGUCAAGUUUCGAUUAUGAAAGGCAUUAUUAUAGCAAGGCGCAAUGCUGGUCUCAAUACAACAUUUAGAUUACGGAGGCUGGUAGCAGGUGUUGGAGUGGAAUCUGUUUUCCCUUUAUACUCUCCCAACAUAAAGGAAUUCAAAGUGAUGGACAAGAAGGAAGUCAGGAAGGCAAAGUUAUAUUACCUUAGGGACAGAAUGAAUGCUCUCAGGAAAUAAGAGCUGUACAAGUGAGACUCUCCCCCUGAUUUUUCUUCCCAAUGGAUUUGAUUGAAUCAAUUUCCAUAUUUUAUUCGAAUGCAUUAGCUGAUACUUUUGCACACAAGAUGUCUGGGGAAAUGGUACCUGGAUCCACAGAUACCUAAAAUACGGUUUCAUCGGAUUGGGUCUAGAUUUUGGGUCUGAUUAAGAAUCUAGAUCCUACUUAGUUGGAUCGGAUUCCUAUCAAUUUUGGGUAAUAAAAGUCUCUAAAUCUGUUCACAGAUGUUGGUUUUGAUCUAAUCAGGUCUAUAUGUGGGUGCAAUGCUUCAAAUCUUGUUAGAAAUAUAUUCAGAUACCUGAAUCCACCA